Molecule: messenger RNA, 1842 nt
Organism: Penicillium olsonii
Lineage: Eukaryota; Fungi; Ascomycota; Eurotiomycetes; Eurotiales; Aspergillaceae
Source: the annotation of a GenBank genome assembly
AUGCCGCAUAUGGACCUGAUCGGCGCCCAAGAUGUGGAGAAGCAGUCUUUGACUGCGAAGGAUUAUUCCAAGGCUCCCCCGAAUAUCCGUGAAAACCGAUCCAUCCUUGCCCUGAUCAUGGCACCAAUUCGGCUGGGCCUCUUCGCAAUUUUGUCGCUUCUCUUGAUAGUGACGUAUUUGCCGACAGUCAGGACUUCACCUGUGGAAUUUUCAGAGCGCGAUUCCCAUGCCGAUCAUGGAUUGCGGGCUGAAGUUGCUCCGGGGAAGCUGGGCGCAAUUGCUAGUGAAAGUGCCAUUUGUUCUCAGCAUGGAGUGGAUAUCCUGAAAAUGGGCGGCAACGCUGCUGAUGCUGUGAGCAUGUACCACAGCGGAAUUUCUGGGGGUGGCUUUAUGCUCAUCAGGGCACCCAAUAAGACCUAUGAGUUCAUUGAUUUCAGAGAAACCGCCCCCGCCGCAGCCUUCGAGGAUAUGUUCAAGAACAAGACCGAUGAUGCUGUUAGCGGCGGGCUAGCAAGCGGAGUCCCCGGUGAAUUGAGAGGUCUUGAAACCCUUCACAGAAAGUACGGCACACUGCCAUGGGCGACACUCGUACAACCAGCCGUUCGAACAGCCCGUGAAGGAUUCACCGUUGGAAGAGAUCUGGUCCGAUACAUGGAGUCCGCGGUCGGCGAUGGAGAAGACUUCUUAUCGAAGAACCCGACUUGGGCUAUCGACUUUGCUCCCAAUGGAACUCGUCUCGGGUUGGGUGAUAAAAUCACUCGACACCGAUACGCAGAUACUCUCGAAGCCAUUGGGAAGCAUGGCCCCGACGCAUUCUACACCGGACCUAUUGCAGAGACUAUGAUCAAUGCUUUGCAAAGUGCCAACGGGACCAUGACUCUGGAUGAUCUGAAGAAUUACACUGUGGCCAUUCGGAACGUGUCUCAUAUCGAUUAUCGUGGGUAUAAGGUCACAGGUUGCACUGCGCCCUCGAGCGGCGUCGUUGGUUUGAGUAUCCUGAAGAUCCUGGGGACGUAUCCAGGACUUUUCUCCAACGAGUCGGCUCUAAAUCUGAGCACUCAUAGAUUGGACGAAGCGAUGCGGUUUGGUUAUGGACAGAGAGCCAAUCUAGGCGAUCCCUCGUUCGUUGAUGGGAUUUCUCAAUAUGAGUCCAAUAUGCUGGAUCAAGCUACGGUUGACGAGAUCCGAUCGAAGAUCUCGGAUGUUCGUACUCAGAAUGUGUCGGCUUAUGACCCAGCUGGGUUGGAAAGCCUGGAAACUCCCGGAACAUCGCACAUCGUGGCAGUCGAUCACACCGGCCUUGCGAUCUCGGAAAUCACGACAAUCAACACUUUGUUCGGCAGCAAGGUCAUGGUUCCGGAGACCGGGAUCAUCAUGAACAACGAAAUGGAUGACUUCUCAAUCCCAGGAACUUCCAACUCCUUCGGCUACAUCCCCUCUGAAGCAAACUAUAUCCGAGCCGGGAAACGUCCGCUCUCAUCCAUGACGCCCGUUAUCGUCGAACGGCCCGAUGGCACCCUUUUCCUACUCUCUGGCUCUGCCGGUGGUAGUCGCAUCAUCACCGCCACCGUCCAAAAUGUGAUCAACUCGAUCGACCAGGGUCUUUCGGCUGCGAAGGCCUUGGCCAAACCUCGUUUACAUGACCAGCUGGUGCCGAACCUGUCCGUCUUUGAGUACACUUAUGACAACUCGACUGUUGCCUUCAUGAAGAGUCUUGGGCACAAUGUCUCUUGGGUUGCGCCUGGCCAGAGCACUGCUCAACUUGUUCGGAUCUUGCCUAAUGGCACCUUUGAUGCUGCUGGUGAACCGAGGCAACUUGACUCUGGUGGGUUCUCUGUAUAG